Carassius carassius (crucian carp) is the source of this 2125-nucleotide messenger RNA. It is a transcript of the gene nlrp3l, whose product is annotated as NACHT, LRR and PYD domains-containing protein 3-like. Gene Ontology annotation, cellular component: cytoplasm. NCBI's taxonomy places the organism in Eukaryota, Metazoa, Chordata, Actinopteri, Cypriniformes, Cyprinidae. The record is from RefSeq and is a predicted model, not a curated record.
AUGGGCUCUCUCGACAUGCUGCUGUCUGAGCGCUACACACAACCUCUGAUCCUUCAGAGACACAGAGAUCAGCAAGAGAGAGAAGAAGAGCUCCGCUCCAGUGGAGAGGACUUCCAGCAGGUCCUCGGCUCCAGGAGCAGUGAUAAAUCUGUCCAUCUGAAUUCUCUGUUCAACCCAGAUAACCAUGGGAUCAGUCCUAGAUCUGUCAUACUGCAGGGAAACUCAGGGAAUGGGAAGACCUUAACUGUACAGAAGAUCCUGAUGGACUGGGCAUCGAUAAACUCUACAAAGAGCGGUUUGAUAUUUCACUUAAAGUGUAAAGAAAUAAACCGCAUUCCUGGCAGAAAGAGUUUGGUUGAGAUCUUGAGCUACAGCUGCAGUUUAACACCAGGUCAGAUCUCACAGAUACUGCAGAAGUCACCACAGAAGAUGCUUUUCAUCAUUGAUGGGUUUGAUGAGUUGAGACUCACACAGGAGAUUUAUUACAUGUCACCUCACACUGAUGUGAUUCAGAAAGCUCCAGCUGGGGUCACACUUUGUGCCCUGUUGAGGGGUCGCAUCUUGCCAGAGUCCUUCCUGCUGGUCACCACUAGAUCUACAGCUAUAGACAAGUUGAGCAAGCUGCUCAAAGGACCUCAGCGUUUCACUGAGAUUAUGGGAUUCUCUGAGAAGGGAGUGGAGGAGUACUUCCAGAAGUUCUUUCAGGAUGAGGAACUUUUCAGAAGGGCUUAUACAUUUGUGAAGACAAAUGAGACCCUCUUCACCGCCUGCUCCAUCCCUGUCAUCUGCUGGAUCAUCUGCACGGUUAUGCGAGAGAGGUUCAAUGAUGGUGCAGAUGUGACAAGCGGACUGGAAACCACCACCUCCAUCUACGUUGACUUUGUGUUCACUCUGCUGGAUCAUCACUGCCAGGGUUUGAGUCAGCCCGUCCCGAUCCUGCUGAGGAGUCUGGGUCAACUGGCAGAGAGAGGGAUGCUGGAAAGACAAGUGCUGUUUGAUGAGAAAAGCGUGCAUGAAACUGUUCCAGACUCUGCUAAAAAUCCAUUCCUAUGCAAGUUCCUCUUUAAGAGAAGAAUCCACCAGGAGACAAUGUUCAGUUUCAUGCAUCUCAGCUUUCAUGAGUUCUUUACUGCUCUCAACUAUGUCCUUCUGGAUGAAGAAGAAUCCCAGAGGAAACUGGCAGUGCUAAUAUUAAAUCAUACCGAUUGUUACCCACCACAUUUUCCAGCUGUGUGGCAGUUUACAUUUGGUCUCUUGAAUAAGGCUGUGAAACACACACUUAUGAAGAAACAUGGGCUGUUUGUUCACCCAAACACACAGGCUUGUCUGAAAAAAUGGAUUUUGAAAGAGUUUCAUUUUGAUUAUUUGUUUAAUAGUGGAGCUCUUUUUCUUCUUCACUGUCUUUAUGAACUCCAUGAAGAUGACUUUGUGUAAGAAGCUAUGGAAUCCUUGAAUAAGUUGGAUACAUAUGCUCAAUUGUUGAGAAGAACAGACUACUGGGCCCUGCUGUACUGCAUUCAGUGCUGUUAGAGCAUCAAAGAACUGGAUCUCCACUCUUCCAGUUUAACGCCUGAAAAGUUGAUGAUGAAUCUACCUGCACUCCACAAGAUUAAACAUUUGCAAAGAUGCAUCAGAAUCUGAUCUUGUUAAACUGCUGUGUGCCCUCACGAGAGGACAGACACUGAAUGCCCAGGAAGUUCAUGUCAUGUCCCCGACUGGAAAUGUUGGCAAUUGUUCUAUCAAUACACUUGAUCUGUCAAUCAGUGAAAAGCUAUCCAGAUAGAAAUAGUAGUAGACCGCCUGACCGAGAGAUGGUGUGUUUGGACCCUUCAGAUCAUCCAGAACUGCCCCAGUCUAACAGAAGUCAAGUAAGAAAAAGAUCUGUAAUCACCUUCUGUCCUGUGUUUGUAUACAGUUGUCUGUUAGGAACUCUUGUGUUGGUCAUAUUUAAAGGAAUAUUCCACCCAAAACAUUUACUCAUUCUUGUGUUCCAAACCUGUGGAACUUUCUUCUGUGGAACAACUCAGAAGAUUUGUUCUUGGCAACAUCCAUAUAACAUCCGUUGUUAUGGAACUGUUCAAAUAAAAUUUGUCAAAUGCAAAGUAUUAAUAGUAUCUGUUCCUAA